CCAACAGAGCCUCUCUGUGCUGAAAACAUGAAGAUUAUAGCUGUUGCUGUGCUGUUAGUGACGGUGGGACAGGCGUUUACGAAACCUCUUCCUGAAACAGAGAACUGGUUAUUAGCAGAGCGUUAUCUCAGGCAGUAUUAUGGCAUGCAACCCGGUCUGUUGGGAAAAACCAAAUCUUCAGACGUGAUGACCGAGAAGAUCCGCGCCAUGCAGACAUUCUUCAAUCUGGAGGUGACUGGGAAGCUGGACGACGACACACUAGAGAUUAUGAAGAAGGCCAGAUGUGGUGUGCCAGAAGUAGCAGAGUAUAAUCUCUUCCCCAGGAAGCUCAAAUGGCAAAAAACGCUCGUGACAUUUAGAAUAACAAACUACACUCCUGAUCUGAAGAAGGAGGAUGUGGAUCGAGCGAUUCAUAAUGCCCUGAAGGUCUGGAGCAAUGUAACUCCUCUGAAGUUCAAGAGGCUGCAUGAAGGAAUCGCUGACAUCAUGAUCAGCUUUGGGAGACUAGAACACGGAGAUCACAACCCGUUCGACGGCCCUGAGGGACUCCUCGCCCACGCUUACCCACCGGGAGAAGGCAUCGGCGGAGACACUCACUUUGAUGAGGAUGAAACAUGGACGAAAGACUCACACACCUAUAAUCUGUUUUUAGUUGCGGCUCACGAAUUCGGUCACGCUCUCGGCAUGGCUCAUUCUAAUGAUCCUGGUGCUUUGAUGUACCCGGUUUACUCGUACGCCAGAGGGUUUCCUCUGUCUGGAGAUGACAUCAAAGGCAUACAAGAACUCUAUGGCCCCAACCCGGAUCACGAGAAAUUCAAACCCAAACCCGAAGCUCCAAACAAAUGCGACCCUGAGUUAAGCAUAGAUGCCAUAACGGAGCUUCGUGGAGAGACGCUCGUUUUCAAAGACAGAUAUUUCUGGCGUGUGCACCCACAGUUCACUGAACCUCAGCUCUCGCUUAUUAAAUCCACAUGGCCUCAACUCCCAAAGAAAGUAAACGCGGCUUACGAGAACCCAGAGGCAGACAUCGUCAUCAUAUUCAGUGGUAUCAGAAUGUGGGCACUUAAUGGUUACACCCUGGUGCCAGGCUACCCGAAAUACAUCCACACACUGGGACUCCCUAAAUCCAUUCGCAAAAUAGAUGCUGCGGUUCACAUCCGAGACACGCCCAAGACUCUGUUCUUCACUGAUGAAGACUACUGGAGUUACGAUGAAGCGACUAGGACCAUGGAUCACGGGUACCCCAAGUCCAUAAAAGACGGCUUUCCUGGGAUGCGCGAGAGAGAUGGGGACGAGGUGGACGAAGUGGAUGCUGCCAUCUACAGAAACGGGUACUUGUACUUGUACCACGAGAACCUUCAGUAUGAGUACAGUUACGAGAGACGGAAAGUCGUACGCAUCAUGAGAGCCAACGAACUGCAGUAUUACGGCAUGCAACCCGGUCUGUUGGGAAAAAACAAAUCUUCAGAUGUGAUGACAGAGAAGAUCCGUGCCAUGCAGACAUUCUUCAAUCUGGAGGUGACUGGGAAGCUGGGAAGCUUCUGGCACAGAUGUGGUGUGCCAGAAGUAGCAGAGUAUAAUCUCUUCCCCAGGAAGCUCAAAUGGCAAAACACGCUCGUGACAUUCAGGAUAACAAACUACACUCCUGAUCUGAAGAAGGAGGAUGUGGAUCGAGCGAUUCAUAAUGCCCUGAAGGUCUGGAGCAAUGUAACUCCUCUGAAGUUCAAGAGGCUGCAUGAAGGAAUCGCUGACAUCAUGAUCAGCUUUGGGAGACUAGAACACGGAGAUCACAACCCGUUCGACGGCCCUGAGGGACUCCUCGCCCACGCUUACCCACCGGGAGCAGGCAUCGGCGGAGACACUCACUUUGAUGAGGAUGAAACAUGGACGAAUUCUUUUGCAGCCUAUAAUCUGUUUUUAGUUGCGGCACACGAAUUCGGUCACGCUCUCGGCAUGGCUCAUUCUAAUGAUCCUGGCGCUUUGAUGUACCCGGUUUACUCGUACGCCAGUGGGUUUCCUCUGUCUGAAGAUGACAUCAAAGGCAUACAAGAACUCUAUGGCCCCAACCCGGAUCACGAGAAAUUCAAACCCAAACCCGAAGCUCCAAACAAAUGCGACCCUGAGUUAAACAUAGAUGCCAUAACGGAGCUUCGUGGAGAGACGCUUGUUUUCAAAGACAGAUAUUUCUGGCGUGUGCACCCACAGUUCACUGAACCUCAGCUCUCGCUUAUUAAAUCCACAUGGCCUCAACUCCCAAAGAAAGUAAAUGCGGCUUAUGAGAACCCAGAGGCAGACAUCGUCAUCAUAUUCAGUGGUAUCAGAAUGUGGGCACUUAAUGGUUACACCCUGGUGCCAGGCUACCCGAAAUACAUCCACACACUGGGACUCCCUAAAUCCAUUCGCAAAAUAGAUGCUGCGGUUCACAUCCGAGACACGCCCAAGACUCUGUUCUUCACUGACAAAGACUACUGGAGUUACGAUGAAGCGACUAGGACCAUGGAUCACGGGUACCCCAAGUCCAUAAAAGACGGCUUUCCUGGGAUGCACGAGAGAGAUGGGGACGAGGUGGACGAAGUGGAUGCUGCCAUCUACAGAAACGGCUACUUGUACUUGUACCACGAGAACCUUCAGUAUGAGUACAGUUACGAGAGACGGAAAGUCGUACGCACCAUGAGAGCCAACGAACUGCUCAACUGCUGAGCGCUUAUUGUACGCAGGUCUCAAAACAUUUUCUUUAUUACUUACUUUUUAAAACACUUUAUUAUUUUAUUUUAUUUUAUUUUAUUUAUGAAUUUCUUUCUACUGAGCUGGUUCAGUGAAAAAAAAGCAAGAGUUCUGAUUAUUUAUGCAUGUAUUUAUAGUUUGGUGAAAUUGUACAUAAGGAUAGUGUUCAUAAGGCUACAUAAUACCUAUAUAUAUAAUGCCUUCAGUAAGUUCUCAUAAAGAUUCACUUGUGUUAUGUGUGUGUUGCUAAUCUGACAUCGUAAUUGACAAAAGCGGUACAAUUGACAUGAGUCUAAAUAUAUUUUAUGCCCAAUUAGGAGCUUAUUCCAAUGGCAUAAGGACAUCAUUUCUCAGUUUAGAUGUCACCUAACUUAACUUGACAUGAUAAUUAACAAAGGAAACAUUUCUCAUAUCUGUAUAGAUCUUAUUCUUAUCUUAUUUGGAGGCUUAUGCCAUAAAGUCCUCUUUUGUCACUCAUAAUGUCAUUCAAGUCAUGUUUUAUGACAAUCAAUACAAACCUACAUAGAUCUUAUUGCAUAUAAGGACUUAUUCCAGCAGUUGUGUGGUAUUAUAAAACAUUUUUGGAAAUUUCCAUUAUCCAGAGCGACAUACAUUUUAUUUCAUUUUUUACAACUGAGCAAUUGCAGGUUAAGGGCCUUGAUCAGGGGCCCAGUGGGGGCAGCUUGGUGGACCUGGGGUGUCAAUUUGACACCAAAAGUAAUGUAAACAAAACACUACGAACAGUUAUUAAGGUGUCACUGAGCCUUCUGAACGCUACCUUUAAGUAUAGUUUGACAUAAAGUUUCAUGAGUCUGGAACCAUGUGGAUAAUUCAAAUCUGACAUUGUUUUGUGUUGACUCACGGACAGCAAACAUUUAACGCAUUGUUUUUGGGUACAUUAUAAAACGUAAAAAUAAAUCAAUUCUUACAUCGA
Molecule: messenger RNA, 3658 nt
Organism: Tachysurus vachellii
Lineage: Eukaryota; Metazoa; Chordata; Actinopteri; Siluriformes; Bagridae
Gene: mmp13b
Product: matrix metallopeptidase 13b
Exons: 19
Coding region: 28-2700 (890 amino acids)
Biological process (GO): proteolysis; collagen catabolic process; extracellular matrix organization
Cellular component (GO): extracellular matrix
Molecular function (GO): zinc ion binding; metalloendopeptidase activity
Source: RefSeq, a predicted model, not a curated record